Molecule: messenger RNA, 1441 nt
Organism: Propithecus coquereli (Coquerel's sifaka)
Lineage: Eukaryota; Metazoa; Chordata; Mammalia; Primates; Indriidae
Gene: NDUFA10
Product: NADH dehydrogenase (ubiquinone) 1 alpha subcomplex, 10, 42kDa
Exons: 10
Coding region: 43-1041 (332 amino acids)
Biological process (GO): mitochondrial electron transport, NADH to ubiquinone
Cellular component (GO): cytoplasm
Source: RefSeq, a predicted model, not a curated record
CUCAUCCGCUCGGGUCCUUGAGCCUGAGCCGACCGUGCAGCCAUGGCCUUGAGGCUCCUGAGAGUGGCCGCGGCGUCCACGUCCGCGCGGGUCCUGGUGACCGGCGCCCAGCGCGUGGGAAGGAUUCACACCAGCGUACGGUGCAAGCUGCGGUAUGGGCCUUUGGCGUUCACGCUUGGUGAAAAAACCACCAAAAAACUGACGCAGUACAGCAAGGUGAUAACCGUAGAUGGCAACAUAUGUUCUGGAAAAGGCAAGCUUGCAAAAGAAAUAGCAGAGAAACUAGGCUUAAAGCAUUUCCCUGAAGCAGGGAUACAUUAUGCAGACAGCACGACAGGAGAUGGAAAACCCCUUGACGUAGAGUUCAGUGGCAACUGUAGUUUGGAGAAAUUUUAUGAUGAUCCGACAAGUAACGACGGCAACAGUUACCCAGGACAAGGGGUGGUGCUGGAGCGCUCCAUCUUCAGUGACUUCGUUUUCCUGGAGGCCAUGUACAACCAGGGAUUCAUCCGGAAGCAGUGUGUGGACCACUAUAACGAGGUGAAGAAGGUCACCAUCUGCGAAUACCUGCCUCCCCACGUGGUGAUCUACAUCGAUGUGCCUGUUCCAGAGAUCCAGAGUCGGAUUCAGAAGAAAGGAAACCCGCACGAAAUGAAGGUCACCUCUGCCUAUCUUCAGGACAUCGAGAACGCCUAUAAGAAAAUCUUCCUCCCUGAGAUGAGUGGGAAGUGUGAGGUGUUACAGUACAGCGCGCGGGAAGCUCAAGACGCAUCAAAGGUGGUGGAGGAUAUUGAAUAUCUCAAGUACGACAAAGGGCCGUGGCUGGACCAGGACGAUCUCCAUUUUCACAACCUGCGAAUGCUGGUUCAGAAUAAGUUGGAGGUGCUGAAUUACACAACCAUCCCCAUCUAUCUCCCAGAAAUCACAAUUGGCGCUCACCAGAGUGACCGCGUCUUCAAUAAAUUUCGAGAGCUGCCAGGCCGCAAGUACCAACCUGGGUACAAUGCCGACGUCGGCGACAAGUGGAUCUGGCUGAAGUGAACGGGCCGCCCUCCGCUCCGCUGCAGCACGGCGACGAAGCAGCUCUGGUCCGCCGGACUCGCGUGGACUCCACGUAGCUUUAAAAUUGGGGGGUGGGGGGUGCGGGGAAGUAAAUGAUCCGAAAAUCGCACAGUAGAAGAAAUGGCCUAGCAAAGCGCAGUCUGCCCUGUGGUAUAGUUAAUGCAGUCGGAAGAAACAGCUUCCAUUAAAAGGUUUUGGAACCUUCUAGGUUUAUUUUGGAAUGACCCAUAAUUAUCACUGGAGAAAAAAUGGAAGCUGUCAUUCCAACACGGCGCGCUGUGUGUAUGUUAUUUCUCCACACUUUGAGAAAUAAAACGAUUUCUAUGGGACUUCUCCUCAGUAUACCUCUGCACACGGGCAUGUCCCAGAUGCACACGUG